AUGGCAGCUGCAGCGGCUCGUGCUGAUGCUGAAUCUGGUGGCAUCAGCAUGCGUCCUGUCAAACUUUUUCGACAUGGAUGCCAUAGUGCUCGCGAUACAGCAGCACCCAGAUCGGUUGCAACAGGCUGCUUCUGUGCCACUUUACUGGAAGAUGGCAGCACACAGGCGGACCCCAUCCUCUCCAUCACUGGUGCAACGACCACCUGGAUCCUUUUCCGCGCGCUGCACACAGCAGCCGCCUUGAAGCGCGCAGGCAGAGAGCUAGCAUCUGAGGCAAAGGAAACUCAGAGGCUUAGAGACAAGAUGUCUCUACAAGAUGGACCCGAGCAGGCUGAGAAACUGCGGGGGGAGCUAGAGAAGUGGAAGCGAGAAGCAGAGACUCUGAGGACACAGGUUGAGGCCAUACAGAAGCAGGCCGCAAACCAAGCAGCAGAGUAUAUGCGGCUCGACACCGAGAACAGGUCGCUUCGAAGUCAGCUUGCAGACUUUGACAUUCUCUUGAACGGGCAGCAGAAGAAGGCUUCCUAG
Messenger RNA from Symbiodinium sp. CCMP2592, 528 nucleotides. Lineage: Eukaryota; Dinophyceae; Suessiales; Symbiodiniaceae. The record is from the annotation of a GenBank genome assembly.